Molecule: messenger RNA, 540 nt
Organism: Closterium sp. Naga37s-1
Lineage: Eukaryota; Viridiplantae; Streptophyta; Zygnematophyceae; Desmidiales; Closteriaceae
Source: the annotation of a GenBank genome assembly
AUGACUGGUUACCCUGAAGAAGAGGAGGAGGAGGAGGGGAGGAGGAGGAGGGGGGAAGGAGGAGGAGGAAGGGGGGUGGAGGAGGAGGAGGAGGAGGAGGAGGAGGAGGAGGAGGAGGAGGAGGAGGAGGAGGAGGAGGAGGAGGAGGAGGAGGAGGAGGAGGAGGAGGAGGAGGAGGAGGAGGAGGAAGAAGAGGAGGAGGAUGGCGCGGUGGGGGGAUUGGGGGGUGCAGCGAUGCUUAUCGCGAAGCACCAUCAGGCAUGCCACGUGGCAGGGGGUAAGCUGUCGUCGGCAGUGCAAAACGUGAGACAGGAAGAGAAGCGGAAGAAGGCGAGGAAUGGGAGGGAGGGGAAGGAAGGGAGGGAGGGUAGAGAUGUGAGGAAGAGGAGGGAGGGGAGAAAGGAACGGUCCAGCUACGUGAAUGGAGCGAGCAGCUCGGCAGGUACGAACGAGGAGGAGCGAGUGACGCGAGGGGAAUCAUGUACUAGUUGUGGCCAUGGCACGCAGGGCGACAGCCGUAGUGGUGUGUUGUUGGGGUGA